UGGUUUCUGGCUUUUUUCCUGGUGAUUCUUGGUUCUCUUUUGCAGGGUGUGCUCAGUGGGUUUAGCCCUUUCCUAAGAAAUGCCAAAUAUACCUGCCCGGGUAUGUAUUUUCACACACACAUACACCGUCUCUGCACAAACAAGAGAUGGAAGGCCAUGUAGGACCUGUGAAACUGCCUGAGGCUGUGCAAAGGGAGAUUGUGUGAGCUGCACUGAUGUUCCCCUUCAUUUGUUUUCCUUUGCCUCAAUGAGUUUGUGUUGGAAUGAAUAUUCUGUGAAAUGUCCUGGCAAAGUAAGAUGCUAGUUCCUCAAUCUCCAUGUGCUCUGGGGUACACCCAGGAUAUGGGGUUUUCAGCACAUCACAUCAGAGCCUGUGACAGGCCCUCACCAGUGUGGGAGGUGGCCUGUGCAGGAGGAAGGCUGUUUGUGGCCACACUGGUAACGGAGACCCUUGGAGAAGAGUGAUUCUCUUGUAGAGAUGAUGGAUCACCAAAGCAGAGUCAGUCCUGGAACUGCAGGUAACCAACCCCCAAACCUUCCUUCCUUUCUGUCCUCCUGCCAAAGGAGAUGGGGGAAAGACAGGGCUGGGAUGGAUCUUGGCCAUGGUGUGGUCGCCGGCCUCCUGCCAGAGGAUGGGGCUUAGGACAAGAGGAAAGCAACAGAUGAGGGAAGUGGGCAGUGCCCAGGCUGGCAGAAUGAGCUUCUUCCUAGAGCCAGGGGGAAUGGAAGUGCAGGCAGACUGUGCCCUGCUCAUCCCUUCAGUGGUUUGUCAGUACACAAUGGGGCUGAGGGGUGCCAUCCUUCUGUGAUUCCCCCGGUAAAGCUCUCUGCGUCACGCCGAGCACAAGUCCCUGCUCCCAUCUCUGGUGUCUUGAAGAACAACCCAGCCAGAGCUCUCCCAAGAGCUCCCAAGUGCCUUUUCCCCCUGUGGAAGCAAUCCCUUCUGAGUGUCUGGCUGUGCACACCCUAAGCUGGGCAGUCACUCCUUUGGGGGACCGUGCCAUUGCAGAAAGGGGCUCACGGUACACAGGCAACAUACAGCUAGUGAGAGAAAGAAGCUCUAAAGAGAGAGGAAGAGGAGGGAGGUCUAGAAAGAGCAUUCAGGGACACACAAGGGUAAUGGAAGGGAACAAGGAAGAUGUGUUGAGGAGAAAGGAGGUCUGACAGGACAAAGAGGGAGUGAGGAUUGGGCAGAAUACAGACGUGUCUUGUAAGAAACAGGGAAAUAAGAAAACAGCCUCAGGGCAGCUCCUGUGUUACUGUACUCUGUGGCUCUGAGCCACUGCUAGUGACAGGCAGCAGGACCUGCUUCCAGCACCUGUGGGGCUCCCCAGUCCUUGGAACAAGGGACCAGUAGGCUAUUGGGGUAUGGAGCCACCUGGGUCAUGCUGCCCCCAGCUCUGGGUUCGGACAUGCUCACUCUUGCUUUGUGUUUUUCAGCCCCAGCAGAAGAGAGAAGCUGCUCCUGGCUGAACAUCUGGGUCUUCCUUAUCUUUGCCCUUGCAAUCAAAGCUGCCUUUGUGACCAUUUGCCUUGUGGUUCCCUUCUGCCACAGCACUGACCAGCCCACAGCCCUGCAGCAGCAGUUCUCGGAGUGGAAGUGCGACUCAGCGGUGCCACAAGGCACAGCACGAGGCUGGACGUGCUGCCCAAAUGGCUGGAGAAGGUUCCAAAGAAGCUGCUAUUUCCUGUCCCUUGACACAAUGAACUGGACUGAGAGUGAGCAGAACUGCACUGGGAUGGGCUCCCAGCUGGUGGUGAUCAACAGCAAGGAAGAGCAGGUUUUCCUCUCCAUGCAAAUAAAACAACCUCCUAGAAGAGAGAAUUUCUACAUCGGUCUGUUUGCAGAGAAGGUGGGCAAGUGGCAGUGGGUGGACAAGACUCCAUAUAAUGUGACAGCAGCGUUCUGGCGAGAAAAAGAACCAAGUGAUACCCUUGAUGAGAACUGCACGGUAAUGCAUGUGCUUGAAAAAUCUCUCAACAACUGGAAUGACAUCAGAUCAGAUUUGGUGCAUCAUCGAAUUUGUGAAGCUGCAGCAGUAACUCUGUGAUGGAAGUGCCCCUGUCCUUAGUAAAGCUGGGAGCUGAGCAGUGAGCUGGGAACAGCGCUGGCUGUGUGGGGAGGGGUGGGGAGCCCUGAUACAUCUUCACUGUGUGGGGUGGGACCAUGGGUGUGAACGUGAAAUGAGCUUUGUCCAGCAUCCCCCAUGCAUGGGGUGGCUCAGGAAACACAGGAAGGCUCAGGCUCACUGAAGCUGGUGCUGUGUUCUUGUGUCCUCUCUGAGUGGGUCCAGCAGCCUCUGGCUGAAAAGAGAUGGACUUCUCCAGGAGGAAGACACAGGAAUGGAAGGCAGAUAUCCUGGAACAUAUCCUGGAAGGACAGAGAUUCUAUAUGCUUCAUCUCCUUGAGCAGAGCUGUUUGCUUUUUGUUGAGUCACACACAAAAUGUCCUCUAGCUGUACUGGUUUUGCUGAACAAAUUCAGAAAACUUAAUCAAGAGAAAAUACAAUACCACACCAAUGAAGAAAGGCUCUGUGCUGUGUCUCUGUAUCUCUCUUUUCCCCCAUCUCCGAGCUGGAAAGCUUUUGUCCUAGAAUCAUGGAAUGGUUUGGAGUUGCUGGGCUUGGCACUGGGUGGAAAGACCUGCCGUGUCCAGGGUCUUUAGCGCCAUUCCCACGUGUUUCUGGCUUUUGCCAUGCAGGAUUCCGCUUUAGGCCUCCCCUCUGCAGUAGCUUGUAGCACACAAGCAGGACAAGGAGCAGAAUUCCUAUCUUCCCUCCUCCAGACAAGAGCCAUCCCAGCACAGGAGGGUUACACCUGCUGUGGUGAAUCCAGCUGGAUGUGCACAUUCCCUGAAGGACAGAGCUGACAAGCAGGUCCCUCUGCUGGGUGUCUGCUCCCAGGGCCAGCCUGUGGUGAGCAGCAGCCCCUUGCCGGGUCUGGACACGGCCCCCUCGCCUUGGCUUUAGGAAAAAGGUGGUAUUUCCUACAGGAUUGCUGUUAUCCCUGCUGCCAGCACUUCUCCUGUGAUUUCUGCCUUGUGCUUUGUUAGUAUUUCCUUCCAGGCUACUUGCCUUUAUGUCAGUGCUGCAGACAACUCUUUCCCUUCAAAUCUAUUGGAAUUCAAGAAAACUGGAUAGCAGGACUGCUCAGGGGAUUCACAUUGAUGGAGAAAUGGUCAUCAACCACUGAGAAAGAAAGAACGUCCUCCACCAAGUUAAUUUCUGAACAUGAGCACAUUUGUUGUUCUUUAUACUUGGAACCCUCUCCACUUCUUGUUGCUCAGACGGCCUGGACAGCAGCGAGUGAUAAAGGUAUCUGAGGCACAGAAGAAACUCUCUGAAAACAAAGUUUGGAAGAAAGAAGAACUGUUUAAGAGAGAGAGGAGAGAGAAGUGGGAAGGAAGUGGCCAUUGAACUCAGGGUGUUCUGCAACUUGGCCACCUCUGUCUGUAACAAGCGCCCUGGCAGCUGAGUGCCAUGGGUGACCUCACUCAAGGCACUGAGGGGUGCAGCAGGCACAGGCCCACAGUUCUGCAGUGUGACAAUGUGACUCUGUGCUUUCACCUGUGGUUCACUGCUGCUGGAAGAGGUGUGGAUACACACGAACCCUGCACCUCCAGCAGGAAGUGGGUGGGACUGGGGAACCCCACAAGGGGAUGUGUUCUUGCAGCUGAACUUCCUGGCGGGCUGGUGGGAGACUGGAGGUUGCACAAGUCUUGAGAAAGUGUUUUUAUGUGGGGUGAGAUCUUGUGAACAUUAGUUGCAUAAAGAUGCUUAGAAACAUAGGCUCUGACCCAGCCUGCAGCCUGUUGUGCACAAAGUAACAGAAUCAGAGGAUGUCUUCUACAGGGAGCUCAGGCUUGUCCUCACCUGGAAGCAGUUCUGUGCCCUGAUCUUCUGAUGCUUCAGCUGAAAUGGCUGUGCUCUUGCCAUCAGCUCUUCCACUCCUGUGACACUGCACCCAUGCAUUCCACUCCAAAGGGAGGAACCAGCUGAUGGAACAAGGCUGUGUUCCCAUUUAGUCUGUUCCACAUAUGUCUGCAGCUUUUGCAGCCACAACCAAGAGAGACUUCAUAAUCUGUCACAUACAAGGACUUUGGCACUGCCUAGUGAUCCUUCUGCCCCACAGUGCCAGGUCAUAUGGAAUCCCUUUGCUCAAAGCCACAGCCUCCCUUCAAAUGGAAUUCAAUCAAAACAGUGUUGGCAAGUUCUCUGUUGUGCUCUGGAUUUCUGGGCUCAGGAUGCACAUGGGCACUGCACAGGGCAUGGGCAGGGCCCAGACUGAGUCAUAGAUAUGCCUUCUGGUUUUUGGCUUUUUUCCUGGUGAUUCUUGGUUCUCUUUUGCAGGCUGUGCUCAAUGGGUUUAGCCCUUUCCUAAGAAAUGCCAAAUAUACCUGCCCGGGUAUGUAUUUUCACACACACAUACACCGUCUCUGCACAAACAAGAGAUGGAAGGCCAUGUAGGACCUGUGAAACUGCCUGAGGCUGUGCAAAGGGAGAUUGUGUGAGCUGCACUGAUGUUCCCCUUCAUUUGUUUUCCUUUGCCUCAAUGAGUUUGUGUUGCAAUGAAUAUCUUGUGAAAUAUCCUGGCAGGGAAAUGAUGAAAAUUCCUCAAUCUCCAUGUGCUGUGGAGUACACCCAGGAUAUGAGGUUUUCAGCACAUCACAUCAGAGCCUGUGACAGGCCCUCACCAGUGUGGGAGGUGGCCUGUGCAGGAGGAAGGCUGUUUGUGGCCACACUGGUAACGGAGACCCUUGGAGAAGAGUGAUUCUCUUGUAGAGAUGAUGGAUCACCAAAGCAGAGUCAGUCCUGGAACUGCAGGUAACCAACCCCCAAACCUUCCUUCCUUUCUGUCCUCCUGCCAAAGGAGAUGGGGGAAAGACAGGGCUGGGAUGGAUCUUGGCCAUGGUGUGGUCGCCGGCCUCCUGCCAGAGGAUGGGGCUUAGGACAAGAGGAAAGCAACAGAUGAGGGAAGUGGGCAGUGCCCAGGCUGGCAGAAUGAGCUUC
Molecule: messenger RNA, 5009 nt
Organism: Poecile atricapillus (Black-capped chickadee)
Lineage: Eukaryota; Metazoa; Chordata; Aves; Passeriformes; Paridae
Product: C-type lectin domain family 4 member D-like
Exons: 5
Coding region: 1386-2051 (221 amino acids)
Biological process (GO): antifungal innate immune response
Cellular component (GO): external side of plasma membrane
Molecular function (GO): carbohydrate binding
Source: RefSeq, a predicted model, not a curated record